This is a messenger RNA of Terrapene triunguis (Three-toed box turtle), 1803 nucleotides long. It is a transcript of the gene WDR12, whose product is annotated as WD repeat domain 12. Gene Ontology annotation, cellular component: preribosome, large subunit precursor; PeBoW complex. The transcript has 13 exons. Lineage: Eukaryota; Metazoa; Chordata; Testudines; Emydidae. The coding region runs from base 121 to 1392 and encodes 423 amino acids. Gene Ontology annotation, biological process: maturation of 5.8S rRNA from tricistronic rRNA transcript (SSU-rRNA, 5.8S rRNA, LSU-rRNA); maturation of LSU-rRNA from tricistronic rRNA transcript (SSU-rRNA, 5.8S rRNA, LSU-rRNA); ribosome biogenesis. The record is from RefSeq and is a predicted model, not a curated record. Gene Ontology annotation, molecular function: protein binding.
UGGCUGGGGAGAGAGAGCUCAGGGCCGGGUCCAGCCUCCUGUCCUGCACCCCGUGUCAGUCCUCAGCUGGGCACAGACGCACGCACACCGCCCCGGCCCAGCCUCGCCCUCUCCGACCCAAUGGCCCAGCUCCAGGCUCGGUUCUUCACCGAGAACCACAAGUAUGUAGUAGAUGAUGUUCCAUUCUCUAUCCCAGCAGCCUCUGAAAUUGCUGAUCUCAGUAACAUCAUCAAUAAAUUGCUGCAAGCUAAACAUGAGGACCACAAAUAUGUGGAGUUUGAUUUCCUUGUCAAGGGCCAGUUCUUGCGUAUGUCACUGGUCAAACACAUGGAAGCGGAAAACAUCUCAACAGAGGAAGUGGUGGAAAUAGAAUAUGUGGAGAAGUACACUGCACCUCAACCCGAGGAAUGCAUGUUCCAUGACGACUGGAUCAGUUCUAUUGAAGCUACGGAAGAAUGGAUCUUGACUGGCUCUUAUGAUCAGACUUCUCGAAUCUGGUCUUUAGAAGGAAAAUCCAUCAUGACAAUUGCUGGGCACACAGAGGUGGUGAAAGAUGUGACAUGGGUGAAAAAAGAUAGUUUGUCAUGCCUGCUACUCAGUGCCUCUCUGGAUCAGACUAUCCUGCUGUGGGAGUGGAAUGUAGAGAGGAACAAAGUGAAAGCCCUUCACUGUUGUAGAGGACAUGCUGGAAGUGUGGACUCUAUAGCAGUUGACUGCACAAGAACUAAAUUCUGCAGUGGAUCUUGGGAUAAGAUGUUAAAGAUCUGGUCUGCAGUGCCUACAGAUGAAGAGGAUGAAAUAGAGGAAGCAGCAAACAGACCAAGGAAGAAGCAGAAAAUUGAACAGCUGGGACUAACCAGGACUCCCAUUACAACUCUUUCUGGCCAUACUGAAGCCAUCUCCUCUGUGCUGUGGUCAGAUGCUGAAGAAAUUUGUAGUGCAUCAUGGGAUCAUACAAUUAAAAUAUGGGAUGUGGAGACAGGAGGUCUCAAAUCAACUUUGACCGGAAACAAAGUAUUUAAUUCUAUCUCCUACUCACCAUUGUGUCGGCGUCUAGCAUCUGGGAGUACUGACAGACACAUUAGAUUAUGGGAUCCCCGCACUAAAGAUGGUUCCUUGGUACUCCUCUCUUUGACCUCUCACACUGGCUGGGUGACGUCUGUGAAGUGGUCCCCUACACAUGAGCAACAGCUAAUCUCAGGUUCUCUAGACAACGUUGUCAAGAUUUGGGACACAAGGAGUUGCAAGGCUCCUCUCUAUGAUUUGGCUGCUCAUGAAGACAAGGUUUUGUGUGUGGAAUGGACAGAAGCAGGGUUGCUGUUGAGUGGAGGGGCAGACAACAAGCUAUAUUCCUAUAGAUAUUCAGCAACAACCUCUGAUGUUGGAGCAUGAAAAUGAAUGGCAAGAAGAUUUUAGAGGUUACUUUCCAGUAGCCCUAACCUGUUGGAAGUUUUUAGAUAACAUACAGUUCAGCAUCUGAAGAAAACAGCCUCCUAGAAAAACUGUCUGCUUCUACUUUGUACCAGAGAGCAGCCCUUUCUGGUUUUUGUAUUAUAGCAACAUGUAUAUGUAUUUAUAACAGACAGACAGAACCACCAAGCAACCUCACGCUUAUCUGGUCUGAUAUUGAAAUCAAACAUUUGUCUCCUUUUCUCUCAUAAGGACUAUAUAAAGAACAUUGGAGUUUAUUAAAAGUAAAGUGUUACUGAGAUUGCUAGAUGAAUUACUCACUAAACUAAAUUAUUUUGUAUUAAUUCACAUUCUCUUUUUUAUAAAGCUUUUAUCUAUAAAGUUCAGUAUAGU